Molecule: messenger RNA, 1853 nt
Organism: Thermothelomyces thermophilus ATCC 42464
Lineage: Eukaryota; Fungi; Ascomycota; Sordariomycetes; Sordariales; Chaetomiaceae
Exons: 2
Coding region: 234-1736 (500 amino acids)
Biological process (GO): response to endoplasmic reticulum stress
Cellular component (GO): endoplasmic reticulum lumen
Molecular function (GO): protein disulfide isomerase activity; protein-disulfide reductase activity
Source: RefSeq, a predicted model, not a curated record
UGUGUUCUUUUGCCGAACAUGGAAACAUGCCAGCCUGGAACUCUCUUUUCGCCGUUUACUCCUCCCUUCUCGCCUCUGAGCAGAUACAAAACACCCUCGCGCGUCCAUAGCCCUUCCCGUCCCAAUACAUGAAGUAACACUUUUUCCUCCGCCAAUCUCUAAGACUUCGAGCCUGUGAUAAUCCGACUGGUCCGCAACUCUCUCCACGAUUGCUGUAAGAGCCGGACCGCAUCAUGCACCACCCCACCCUCUGCGCUGUAGCAGUCGCCCUGCUGUCCGCGCUCCCUGGGGUGCAGGCAGGUCUCUACACCAAGAAAUCACCGGUGUUGCAAGUGGAUGCCAAGGACUACGAUAGGCUGAUCAACAAGAGCAACUACACUUCUAUCGUCGAGUUUUAUGCUCCAUGGUGCGGGCACUGCCAGAACCUCAAGCCGGCUUACGAAAAAGUGGCCAAGAACCUCGAGGGUCUUGCCAAGGUUGCCGCCGUGAACUGCGACGAUGACGCGAACAAGCCCCUCUGCGGGUCUAUGGGCGUCCAAGGCUUCCCGACGCUGAAGAUUGUGCGGCCAAAGAAGGGUGGAGGCAAGCCAAUCGUCCAAGAUUACCAAGGCCAGCGGACAGCGAGCGCUAUCGUCGACGCCGUCGUCCAGCAUAUCAACAAUUACGUGGUUAAGGUGGAAGACAAGUCGCUGGACAAUUUCUUAGCCGACAAGGAGAAGCCCAAGGCCCUUCUCUUCACCGAAAAGGGUACUACAUCGGCACUGCUCAAGAGCAUCGCCAUCGACUUCUUGGAUGUCAUCACCAUCGGCCAGGUGCGAAACAAGGAAACCAAGACGGUCGAGACGUUCGGCAUCGAGAAGUUCCCUACUCUGGUGCUCCUCCCCGGCGGCGAUGCCCCGCACAUUGUCUACGACGGAGAAAUGAAGAAAGAGGCGAUGGUCCAGUUCCUCUCACAGGCCGGGCAACCAAACCCCGAGUCGCCACCCAAGAGUAACAACAAGAAGGACAAGGAGAACGAGACUAGCAAGGCAUCGGAGAAGUCAAAGUCCACUUCGACUUCGUCCAAAGCCUCGUCCGCCACUGCUGGAUCGGAGACGGAAACAGCAACACAGGAAGCCCCGGUCAUUGUCGAGACCGCACUGCCGAUUCCUUCUAUUAACUCGCCGGAGAAGCUGAUCAAGGAGUGCUUGACAGAGAAGUCUCACACCUGCGUGUUGGCCUUUACCUCCUCAAGCGAGGAUGAAAAGGCCAAGAAGGCUCUCGAGAGUCUCUCGCAGUUGGCCUUCAAGUACGCUCAGGGCAAGCGCAACCUGUUUCCCUUCUACGAGGUUCCCAAGAGCAACGAAGGCGCAGCAAACCUCCUGAGGGCACUUGACCUCAUCGGCGACGUCGAACUCGUCGCCGUCAACGCCCGACGCGGAUGGUGGAGGCACUAUGACGCGGCCGACUUUGGCAUCGAGAGCGUUGAGAGCUGGAUCGACGCGAUUCGCAUGAGCGAGGGGGUGAAGAAGAAGCUGCCCGAGGGCAUCGUUGCCAUUGCGGUGGAGGAGCCUACGUCAGCCGCCCCAGAGGCGUCGUCAGAGGCUCCCGAUGCUACGGAGGCCGCCAACAGCGAGGAGGCCACCCCGGUCACCCCUGAGGCUAGCGGCGAGGCGGCGAGCGACUCUCCUGAGGCUGAGCCAACCCAGGCCGCUGACUCCACUGCGGAGCCCGAAACGGCUCACGAUGAGCUUUGAUGUUCUCUGUACUGUGUGUAGUGUAGUCUUCUUUACGAGUUGGUUCGUUAGUGGACAUAACAUGGCGUUGUCGAAGUUGAAAUCAAAACCCAGACAAAAUUUAAAGAACCCAGGAAG